Molecule: messenger RNA, 5616 nt
Organism: Megalops cyprinoides (Indo-Pacific tarpon)
Lineage: Eukaryota; Metazoa; Chordata; Actinopteri; Elopiformes; Megalopidae
Gene: sema4c
Product: sema domain, immunoglobulin domain (Ig), transmembrane domain (TM) and short cytoplasmic domain, (semaphorin) 4C
Exons: 16
Coding region: 533-3094 (853 amino acids)
Biological process (GO): muscle cell differentiation; neural crest cell migration; negative regulation of axon extension involved in axon guidance
Molecular function (GO): semaphorin receptor binding; chemorepellent activity
Source: RefSeq, a predicted model, not a curated record
GGGAGUUGUACACAGCACAGAGGGGCAGAGUGUGUGUGCGUGUAUUCUGGAAGUGGAUCGAGUUCAUGUAUUCUCUCUGCCCUGAUCUCGUAUUACAAAGCCUGGUGAAUGAGGGAGUGAACGGAGGAGAGAGUUCCGCUAUGCAAACUGACAGCAUCGUAUGUCUUGAUUCCCGAGGUUUUGAAAGAAAACAAAAGGGACAACGUGGGUGACUAAAACUAAGAAGUAGUGAAAGAAAUGGAAUAAUCUAGGUUACUACAUUUUUGCCGGACACUGUAGAGAUAACGUACGGAAAACGGAUACGAUAUCUGCUAGACGUCAGUUUACGGACAGAGCUGUGCAGAUGAGCCAGACAGGGUGAAUAUUGCAUUAUUACAGAGGCAGCUGAUAUACGGACCGCCGUGCAACAGAGAACACACGCUACGGUUACUUCUGAAACAGUCUGACAGGAGCUGUGUCCACCAUCUGUCUUGCCUGCCACUCAUCACCCAGUCAGUGACCCCAGUAAGCUUGAGGAGGAGGAGUUGGAACAAUGGGCGGGGCAAAGGUCCUGCUGCUUUCACUUCUAAUUGGUUGGGGAACGGUUAUGUGUAUAAACUGGAACCCAAUCCCCCGCAAGACUGUCAAGCAUAGUGAUGUGCGUGACAGCAUGGCCAAGUUUUGGGCGCCGGGGGUGUGGAACUACACCAUGGUGACGCUGGCGGAGCAUGACAGGGUCCUGUACGUGGGGGCGCGGGAGGCACUCUUUGCCUUGGACCCCAGCGACAUCAGCAGGCAGCUUAAACCACAGAUCGAUUGGCCAGCCCCCAUUGAGAAGAAGAGAGAGUGCGUGUUGAAGGGCAAAAACAACCAGACCGAGUGCUUCAACUACAUCCGCUUCCUGCAGAGCUACAACCACACCCACCUGUACACCUGUGGCACCUAUGCCUUCCAGCCCAGAUGCACCUACAUUAACGCCGAUCACUUCACCCUCUACAGCUCCAGCCUGGAGGACGGCAAGGGGAAGUGCCCUUACGACCCAGCCAAGGGCCACACUGGGCUGAUAGUGGACAAGGAGCUAUACUCAGCCACUCUCAAUAACUUCCUGGGCACGGAGCCGGUGAUCCUGAGGAACCUGGGGCAGCAGCACUACAGCAUGAAGAGCGAGUACCUGCCAGCCUGGCUCAACGAGCCGGACUUUGUGGGGUCAGCGCUGGUGAGGGAGAGCAGCGGGAGCAAGGAGGGAGACGACGACAAGAUCUACUUCUUCUUCAGCGAGCGUGCCGUGGAGCUGGACUGCGACAGUGAGCUCAUCGUGGCUCGAGUGGCACGGGUCUGCAAGGGCGAUCAGGGUGGAACACGCACCCUGCAGAAGAAGUGGACCACGUUCCAGAAGGCGCGGCUGGUGUGCUCGCUUCCCGAGCGUCACGUGACCUUUAACAAUCUGCGUGCGGUCUUCACCUUGCCCGGCCCUGAAUGGAGGAGCACCACCUUCUUCGGCAUCUUCCAUGCCCAAUGGGGUGACGUGGACGUGUCGGCCGUGUGUCAGUACCAGAUCGACGAGGUGAAGAAGGUGUUCGAUGGGCCCUAUAAGGAGUACAAGGAGGCGUCCCAGAGGUGGGGCCGGUUCACCGGCCCGGUGCCCAGCCCGCGACCUGGCGCGUGCAUCAUGAGCUGGCACAGGGAGAACGGCUACAACAGCUCUCUGCAGCUUCCCGACACCACGCUCAACUUUGCCAAGAAGCACCCGCUGAUGGAGAAUCGCGCUCAGGCUCGCCCCCUGCUGCUCACCAAGGGCGUCAACUUCACCCGGCUGGCCGUGGACAGAGUCAUCGCCAUGGACCAGAGGCCCUACAGCGUGCUCUUCAUUGGGACAGCGGAUGGCUGGCUACAGAGAGCCGUCAUUCUCGGCUCUGAGGCCCAUGUGAUUGAGGAGAUCCAGCUCUUUGACUCCCCGCAGCCAGUGGACAGCCUCACCAUUUCCCACUCCAAGAAGUUUCUAUAUGUUGGCUCCCGCUCAGAAGUUCUCCAGCUGCCCUUGGCAAACUGCAGCCGCUACCAGUCGAGCCCAGACUGUCUGCUGUCCCGGGACCCCUACUGCGGCUGGGACAGCGAGGGCCGAGUCUGUGUCCGCAUCGACCUGCACCGCGGCUCCAUGUCCACCCUCACGCAAGACCUCAUGCUGGAACGCUUCAACCGGGGAAAGGCCAAGUUUGACAAGCCCUUCACCAUUCCCAGCCCAGAUCCCUCCAGGCUGCGGAACGUGACGGUGGUGGUGGGGUCCGACCUCGUGCUGCCAUGCCACCUGGUGUCGAACCUGGCGCAGCCGUCCUGGCUGCUGAACGACCGGGAGCUCCUGCUGGGGGGCGACGGGGCGGCGGGGGCGCGUUUCGACACGGCGCUGCGGGCGCUGGUGAUCCCACAGGCCGGCCCCCAGCAGGCGGGCCGCUACACCUGCUACUCGGAGGAGCAGGGUGUCAAGUUCCAGACGGAGCGCUACCAGGUGGCCGUGGUGGCCAGCGCCCCUGUGUUCAUGGAGGCCCGUGCCCCCGACGGCAGCAUGGGCCUCUUCUGGGUGCUGGUGAUCACUCUGGGCGCGGCCUGCCUGCUGCUGCUGGGCGUGGCCCUGUACCUGCGGCGCCGGCUCAAGCUGGCCCUGGGCAAAGGGGCGGAGAUGAAGCCCCUGGAGAGCACCCUGGUCUACCCCAUCACCCUGCCCAAGGAGCCGCCCACCUUCGUGCCCAGCAAGAUGUCCAGCGACGAGGACCGCUUCUGGGAGACGGGCGCCAACUACUACUACUCGGACGGCUCGCUGAAGAUCGUGCCCGGCCACGCCCUGUGCCCCAGUGCCAGCCCGGCGACCCCCAGCGCCAUCCCCGGCCAGCCCAUCCACUCCCCCAGCCGCCUCAGCCUGACGAACAUCCGCGGCUCCGGCAGCAACGGCUACAUCCGCCUCAACCUGAGCACAGCAGGGGAGGAGAGGGGCAGCGGGGGUGGCGGUGGGGGCCUCGGCAGCGGCAACGACUACUCCAGCCCCUUCAAGGAGGAGCUGCGCAGGACCCUGCAGCAGCGGAGCGUGCUGCCCGACGCCAACCCCGAGGAGUCGUCCGUGUAGCCCUGCGAGGGGGAGGACCCGCCGCCUGCGACGACUGCAACUCCGAAAGACAACUGCAACUGACCUACCUCCCUCCCUCCGCGGAGCCCUCUCUCUCAUCACUCCGCUCUCUCGCUCAUUUUCGACCCAUUCCCGCUCUGCCCCGCUCCAUCGGGGGGGCUUUGUGCACGGACGGCCCUCGGGGACACUGUACUGCCGCACCUCGCCCGGCGCUUUCUGCUCCAAGCAUCGCAGUCCCAUCCUUCAACGAGCUCAUACAACUGUGUAAAUUCUGUAUUUAAAGACAGAGGACUGCUCCUCAAGCAUGGCUGUCAGACGAAUGGAGAGGAGUUUCAGGACUGAAAAGGCAAGGCACCUCCUUACAGCAAGACUGGCUGGAGUGUCUGUGACUCAACUCUGUUGAUGAAUCAGGAUCUGAUAAGGUUCUUGGACCAGCGACCAAGAAGGGCUCCGUAAGCAGGAAGGGCUGCAUGGGAAUGGACCACCUCUUUUGUUUCUGAUGUUCUGAAGUUCUUAAGCGUUCUGCACUUAAAGGGCGAGUUUGAACUUGUUUGCCCUGUUAUGAGAAGAGAGAAAAAUACAGAGAGAGAGACACAUACAAAGAACUCAUUAAAACUGAAAAUAAGACGACAAUCAUGAUCUCCCUCCAGGUGACGAACCUGGAGAGGAGGAGAGCUAGAGGAAGUGAAAGAUAGAGAGAGAGAACAAAAUGAGCUACAUGAGAAAGAGACAGGGUUUUUAAAUGAAGGACAGUGCUCAGAUGUUCUCAGCAUUUCUAUUUGUACUUUUUUCAUUCGGUUUCCUCUGAGGUUGUCUUCUGCCCCUGCUGUGAUAAUAAUAUAUUGUGAUGAUGUUAAUUAAGACACUUUUCAAAGAAACCGCUAUUUUGUAUUGCUACGAGACAGUGGAAGCAAAAUGGGUGACCGAUGGCUUUAGAGCACCCUUUCAUUCUGAAUGAGUAUGUGGGAGUGCUUACCUCCCACCUCUAUUCCUGCCUGCCAUAGUUCUUUCCCAGCCUUCUGAAAUCCUCAGAAAGAUUUCAUUGUUUAGGUCUUGCAUACCUCUGUAUGCAUGUUACUUGCCUAUUUUCUUAUGUGAAUAGUUACAUUAUGUUAAACAAACAAACUUGUGUAAAGUACCCUUAUGGUCAAGGUAUGGAAAUAUGUUACACAAGCUGAAACAAAAAGCCAAUUAAGAGGUAUGGAUUCAGGCUUUAGGAUAGGCUGGGUAGGCAGGAAUAGCAAAUGGAAAGUAAGCAAACCCGAUUUUAAUGUUAUAUUGCGACUGUACUGGAUGUGUCAACAAGUGCUUUAUUGUAUGUGUUUGGUUGGGGGAGAUGGCUAGUGCUGCCAAAAAAUGACCCCUCCCCCCGGACCGCCCUGUAUGCCAAAAUAAUGUGUACAGUAUGACCUGGAGGGGCAAGGUGAUGAUGGUAUUGUUACCAGGACAACCCCUGAGGUCCUCCAUCUCGUGGGAUGUAGGGAAUAGAAGGACUCUGUUGAAGGAGGACAGCCAGAGAUGCACCUGGACAGACAGACAAAUGGAUGAACACUACAAUGAUGAUCUGACAGCCUGUCUAUCCAGGGGCAUAUUUGGAACCACAGCCACAACCACAGGGACCUGAAAACGAGACGAAGGGGAUGUACGAUGCUAACAUUUGUUUCCCUCGCAAGGAGGAAGCAAUAGAAGGGGAUGUAGAAUAUUGAACAGAUCCCAGGUGAAGAGGUACAUAAUGGUUUAUAGUCACCGUGGUUUAUAAUUGUGUUGCAUCAUCCUCCACGAACAUACUGUACACGUAUGACAUGGUCAUAACUGUUCAAAUAUGCCAUGCUUUGACUAGAGUGGGGUACAGUUUUCUCAACCUUGUGCUAAUAAUGCAAUGAAACAUUCUACCAUGUUUACUUCCAAAGUACCUCUUCACCACAGAAUGGGCCAAAGUAGACUGCAGAUGUUUGUUAUUGCUACCCAGACAGUUUUCUAUUUAUUUUCCUACGUUUGUAUUUAAGUUAUGAAAGUCCGUCCAUGACACAAAGCAAAACUUGACUUUGUGAUACACUUGUUCCUUUUCUGCUUAACCCCUCUCUGGUUUUAUGCUUUUCAGGUAAAGAGAAACACUGCAUGGCAUGCCACUUGUUCUGGUUUAUGAAACACAAUGAUGUAUGUUUCACAGUUCAGACAAAGGAGAACUCUGUAUUUCUGAGGGAGCCAGUCUGAGUUUGAAAGGGUUAUUAAUACUUCAAAUAUGUUUCUUCAGAUAAUUGUGAAAAUGACACUGUGGUUAUUUAGUUAUUUCUAAAAAAAGUUAGUUUAGUGUGAAAAUAAAGCAGUUUUAUUUAAACAAUUACAUUUGUGCUGAUUUUAGACUAUAAGUGAAGUGUCUUGUAAUAAAAAUGCCUGGCUGGCAUGCAAAUGACUCAAAGAGAUAGAGUUUUGCUGAGGCUGUACGCUUCCUUUACCUGAGGGGUAUAUAACCAUGGAAAUGCAUAUACAUUUAUGCACCACACUCGUUUAAAUAAGGCCUU